Messenger RNA from Lindgomyces ingoldianus, 501 nucleotides. RefSeq lists its product as uncharacterized. Lineage: Eukaryota; Fungi; Ascomycota; Dothideomycetes; Pleosporales; Lindgomycetaceae. Bases 1 to 501 code for a protein of 166 amino acids. The record is from RefSeq and is a predicted model, not a curated record. The transcript has 4 exons.
AUGCGAUGCGUGGUGCAAGGAUGCGACACCCUGUAUUCGGAUCUCAUUGCGUUAUUACGGAAACCCGGAGCCUCAUCAAUAUCGGAAGGAGGCGGGAUAUUGCACGCCGAGUUGGGUAACCCAGGAAUGGCUGAUCACUCGAGUGAUAUUCCCGAAGAGACCGUUGCAGGACAGGUUGUGAGCUAUUUGAAAAUGAAGUCCGACACCAUGGGACCAUCAAGGCGUAGAGUGGAGGCGAUCGUGACCGGGGUAAAUGCGCAUAGAGGACGGUUGGCUGCAGCUUCUAGUGCUGAGGUGGGUCUGGAAGGAAACCACAUCAACCCAAAGGCUGCGCACUACGACGGCCUCGACUUCCUAAUCAUGCGAGAUCUCGCAUUGAAGCUUGGUGCUUCUUCGAAGGUAGAAAAUUUCAUGGAUGAGAGAAUGCGACAUUUAAAUCCCUACCAGAACGAUUCGGCACUACCCGGGGUGGGCCCUCAUAACGGCAUUGUCUCUGAGUGA